Striga hermonthica is the source of this 525-nucleotide messenger RNA. NCBI's taxonomy places the organism in Eukaryota, Viridiplantae, Streptophyta, Magnoliopsida, Lamiales, Orobanchaceae. The record is from the annotation of a GenBank genome assembly.
AUGUAUUUGGAUCAACUUUCGAACUCAACCGAUCAUCACAACUACAAUCAUCAAUACCAAGAUAAAAACGGACAAUUUGUGAAGGAGCACGAUCGAGUACAACACGAUGAUGAUGAAGAUAUGUCGAUGAUUUCGGAUGCAUCAUCCGGGCCACCUCAUUUUCACCCGAACGAUGCUACUGUUGCUGUUGCUGCUGCUGCUGAUGCUGUUGUUUAUUCUCAAUAUUACGGCUAUUACACGCCUUCUUUUUACGAGGAUACAAACAAUAUUACUAACAAGAGCAACGCAAAAGAGUCGGUUUCUAGGUCCAAGAAACACCACAAUUUGUGCCUUGAUGACACUGCCAGCUCCCCGAUUUAUGAUUUUUCUCAGGACAAUGUGGCUCCUUCUUCUCAUGAGUACUCACAAGUCUACUCCGGUGCGAAUUUGGAGGGUGAAUAUUCCAGGACAAAAAAGCAUUUUGGUUUCUUCAAAUCCUCCACAAAAGGAAAAUCUGGCAGUUUCCUGGGAAGAAAGAGGCAAUAA